This is a messenger RNA of Lutzomyia longipalpis, 1897 nucleotides long. RefSeq names its product UBX domain-containing protein 4. The record is from RefSeq and is a predicted model, not a curated record. Gene Ontology annotation, molecular function: protein binding. Lineage: Eukaryota; Metazoa; Arthropoda; Insecta; Diptera; Psychodidae. The coding region runs from base 140 to 1702 and encodes 520 amino acids. The transcript has 5 exons.
UCAGUGACAGUUCACCCCCCAAGUUCGCCCCUGGAGCUUUCCUCAUUAUUCUUGUGACAUUUUCUGACGAAAUUAUCCUGAAUUUCCGGGCAAAAAUUGCAAAGAUCUGUGUGAAAACUCUGUGAGAAAUUAGCUAAAGAUGAAUUGGUUCAAAGGAAACAUAGCUGAGGCUGUUACGCAGUCCAAGAGGAAAAAUGCAAUCUUCGUGGUCUUUGUUGCAGGUCCAGAUGAAUUGUCCACAAAUCUAGCUGCCCUCGUUGACAAUGACAUCAUCCGGAAGCAUUUGGAAUCUGAGAAAUUCGUUGCAAUUCGCAUUGAAAGCGGCUCCGAGGCUUAUCAGCAAUUUGCUCAAAUCUACCAACUUGUGCCCCUUCCGUCAAUUUUCUUUAUUGGCCAGAAUGGAACUCCCCUUGACAUUGUCACGAGCCUUACGACAAAUGUUGAGGAUUUGGAGAAGAAAAUUAAUGGGGUACUGAAGCUCAUUCCUUCACCUUCUGCCACGGGAGGUUCGCCAUCAGCUAGUGCUCCUGCUCAGCCUACUGCUGAGGCAAAAUCUCCUGCGGAAGCAAAAUCCGCUACGCCGGAAAAGAAAACUGAUGCAGAACCCACCAGUCCGGAAACGUCUUCAAGUAGUCCAACAAAUACAACUGUUGUAUGCGAGGAUGGGGUUUGUCGUCGUGUUGAAGCACCAAGUCCGUCUGCGUCAGCAGCAGCAGAUCCUCCGAUUGAUGACAAAGUGGCCAGAGCGAAGGAAUUGAUUGAGAAGAAGCGCAAAGAGAAGGAAGCCGAAGAGGCACGGCAGGAGCGUGAGAAGGAGCUCCAACGACGACGACAGGGACAAGAUGUGGCAGCACUGAAGAAGUGGCAGGAAGAUCAGGAGCUGAAGCAACUCAAGGAGGACAGAAGGCGCGAGAAGAAGGAAGCAGAUGAGGCACGGAAGAAGAUUUUGGAGCAAAUUGAGCAAGAUAAGCGGGAGAGAGCGCAGAAAUUUGCACCAAUCCCCCCAAAGAGUCCCCCAGCGGAGGAGAAGCAGAAUCAUCAUGCCCCAGUGGCCAGCGAUACGUCCCGCAUUCAAUUCAAAACACCCUCCGGUGGGACGGAAGUUCAUGUUUUUGCCAGCACAGAUCAAUUCUCCACGGUAAGGAGCUUUGUUCAGCAAGAGAUUCUCUCGGGAUCGGGCAUUAGGGAUUUUGCAUUGGCUACAACAUUCCCACGGCGGGAGUUUAGUGAGGAGCACAACACGCAGACUCUCACGGAACUCUCUCUCACCCCAUCAGCUGUACUCCUCAUCAUCCCACAGGGACGUGGAGGACCUUCUAGUGGUACCAUGAGGACUUCCCAAGUGGCCACUGCAUCACCCGGAUCGACGGCUUAUCACUUCAUCACAUCGCUCCUUUGGAGUUUCCUUUCCCCUGUUGUUUCGGUGCUAACGUACAUCAAGAAUUGGGCAUUCUCACGUCAGGAUCAAGGGCAGCAGAAGCGUGCAGCUGAGGAACAAAUUCCAGACCACGAUGCCGCAAAACGAAGGAAUUUGCAAUUCCCCGGCGAUGGCAGAGACGAUGGCCCGCAGCCGUCAACAUCUAAAGCCGGUGAGGCGGCCUACAAACGACUAGGAGCCUCCAACAUUCACAGGCUGCACGACCGCAAGGAUUCCGACGAUGAGAACAACACGUGGAAUGGGAACUCAACGCAACAGAUGUAAGGAUAAAUCCAUUUUUUUUUACUAUUUCCUCUCAAUCUUCAAGAUUCAAAGGUACAGUGUGAUGAAGAAGAAACAAAGAAAUGGGAUUUGUGGAUAUUUCUAGAUCCCCAAAAAGGAUUCUUUCAUAUUGUAAAUGUCUAUUAUUAUUAUAAAAUUAUUAUAUUCUUCAUUAAAAAAUCUUAAAUGGUCCAAAAA